UGCAAGUUAUUAUAAUAUGCUUUGUUAAAAUUAAUUUAAUCGUAAUGACAAUAAAUAGACAAAUGCCGCUUAAUUGAAUUCUGUUAUUGUAUACUGGAAUUAGGUGAUUGUUGAAUAAUUAGGUUGAAAUCGCUUUUCUCUACGCGCCAAUAUACGACUAAUGAGCCAAAAGAAGCUCGGCUAAUUAUCAUUUGAAAUCACUAUAAAUACAAACCGCAAUUAUGGAUUUUUCACAACGAUUCAAAAAUCCAUCAUGAACACUUGCCAAAUCAUUUUUCUAUCUGUGAUAAUCGCCGCUUCGGCGGAGGAAACUCCCCGCUGGACAGGCCCUUUCGCCGAUCACAAACUCGGACAGUUGGUGCAAGACACUCCAGAAGUCGCCGCUGCGAAAAUCCAUCAUGCUCAAGCUCACACCGAAAUCCGGGCUAUCUUACCGGAAUUGCCACCGGAAGACACUGUUGAAGAGGAACUGACCGUUCCUGUGAUUCCCGAAGCUCGACAUGUGCUUCCUGAAAUUCCCCAAUCACGACCAGUUGUUCGCGUUGACCAUGUUCCUCAGGUUGAGCCUCAUUUUGAGCAAUCCAAAACUGGACAGGUGCCUCAGCAGCUUGCCGAAGAGAUUCCCCGGAGUCCCCUUGGCGAAGUUCCGGAAGUAGAAGCUGCGAGAAAGGCGCAUCUCAAGGCUAUUUUGGAAGCUGUUGCUUUGAAUCAGCGGUUAGGAGGUGAUGAACCGUCCACUUUCCGUCCUCAUACUCAACCUUUGGGUCGGAGGAACGCUCUUUUUCCUCUGGGCGUUUUGAGACAUUAGA
Messenger RNA from Tribolium madens (black flour beetle), 809 nucleotides. RefSeq lists its product as uncharacterized. The transcript has 2 exons. The record is from RefSeq and is a predicted model, not a curated record. Bases 254 to 808 code for a protein of 184 amino acids. Lineage: Eukaryota; Metazoa; Arthropoda; Insecta; Coleoptera; Tenebrionidae.